Centrocercus urophasianus (Greater sage-grouse) is the source of this 3317-nucleotide messenger RNA. It is a transcript of the gene STX11, whose product is annotated as syntaxin 11. Gene Ontology annotation, cellular component: presynaptic active zone membrane; synaptic vesicle; SNARE complex. Bases 274 to 1140 code for a protein of 288 amino acids. Gene Ontology annotation, biological process: synaptic vesicle fusion to presynaptic active zone membrane; intracellular protein transport; exocytosis. Lineage: Eukaryota; Metazoa; Chordata; Aves; Galliformes; Phasianidae. The record is from RefSeq and is a predicted model, not a curated record. The transcript has 3 exons. Gene Ontology annotation, molecular function: SNARE binding; SNAP receptor activity.
AGGACCAGCGCUGGCUUCGACGGCGCGGGCUGCCCGACGGCGUUUGCGGCUUCAGGGGUGGUGCGUUUGGUGCUGGAGAAUUGGAUUCUACUGGAUUACGGAGAUCGUAGGAGAUGCUGCAUGUGUCUUUGGAGAUGAACUCGUGAGUGGCCUAGACCCAUGUGUUCGUUCACCAAUGUCCAGCUUGUUACUUUGGGAUCUUACGUGGUGAAGUGCUUGAAACCAGCUGCAGUGGUUGAAGUCAGGCGCUGACUUCUGAAUUUACAAGGCAGGAUGAAAGACCGGCUAAAUGAGAUGCGUGAACUUGCCAGGUUGCACAACCAAGAGUUUUCUUAUAGUGAGGAUGAUGAAAAUUCACCCCGUGACGUUCUCCUUUAUGAGACUGAUUAUGCCUUGGAAAAUCUUCAUAAGGACAUAGAGAACAUCCGGACUGAAAAUAACCUCCUAAAAGAGGAUGUCAAGCGACUGAAAAAGCAAAACAACCGCUUCCUUACUUCCAUGCGCCGUCUUAGUAGCAUUAAACGAGAUACUAAUGGUAUUGCCAGAGACAUCAAGGCCCGUGGAGAAAGCAUCCACAGGAAACUCCAAAUAAUGAGAGAUUUCUGCGAAGAUGCAAUAACAAAAUAUGGAGUUAUGUCUGUGAUUGCCAGGAUAGCAAAGAACCAUUAUGUUGACCUCAUGCACGCCUUUCAGGAAGCUAUGUUUGAAUACAAUGCAACAGAGAUGAACCAACGGGAGAACUGCAAGAUCCGAAUUCAGCGUCAGCUAGAAAUCAUGGGCAAAGAUGUUUCUAGCAACCAGAUUGAGGAGAUGAUUGAGCAAGGCAGGUGGGAUGUCUUCUCUGAGAAUCUCUUGUCGGAUGUGAAGGGAGCUCGCUCAGCCCUGAAUGAGUUAGAGACACGUCACAAGGAGCUGGUGAAAUUAGAAGGUCGUAUUAAGGAGGUUCAUGAGCUCUUUCUGCAGGUAGCCCUGCUAGUGGAAGAACAGGCAGACACCUUUGAUGUCAUUGAGAUAAAUGUGCAAAAUGUCGAGGACUAUGUAGGAGAAUCCAAGGAGCAAAUAAAGAAAGCAUUGGAAUACAGAAGAAAACACCCUCUCAUGACAAUCCUCUGCUGCUGCUUUUCAUUUUGCAGAAGGUGACUACCCUACUGAAGCCAACAUGGACCGACUGGAAUGUUUUCAAAAUCAUAUUAUUUUAUAUAAAGAUAUUAUUUUCAAUGAUUUUUCCUUAAUGACAACCCCUACAAGUGUGGGAGCUGUUGCGCAGUUUUUGUUUGGUAAAUGUUCCUAAAUGUGCUGAAAAAUCAUUCUAUUUAUGGCCUAAUAGAAGUGUUGAUAAAACUAUUUUCAACUACUCUCUUUCUGUAACUGAAGGUGCAAGUACUCAGAAAAUCUCUGUGCAAUGAUACUUGUUCCAGUCAAGAAAGAGGAAUGAAGGAUAGGCUAAGAGCCUAGGGAAAACAACAAAUUUCAGAAAGUUCUUUUGUUGUUUAAGAGUCAAAGCGGUCUGCAGGCAGCGCAUGCUUAAUGCCUGCGGUGACAGAAUACACCACAAAUCAGGAGGUUGGAAUUCUAACUAGUUUGGAGCCUGCUUGAUGCAAAUACUUGAAGAGAUUUUUUGCUCUGCUUGUGCGACAAAAUACCGAGCCUGUUACCAAGAGCAGGAUGCAAAACUAGUUUCUGUUUCAACUUUAUUUCCAUCUGUUACUGGUUUUAACAGAAGUAAGCUGUACCUUAAAGCAUAAUAGGCAUGUUUUGCUGUUUGUGUUCAGGUGAUUGUUUUUCUCCAUUUCAGUACCCACAACUGCAAUAUGGAGGCAUCGCACCGACUCUUUUAAAUUGAAAUACUGAAAAUGUUGAUUUAAAAACUGCCAUGCUUUUAGGUUUCAAAUACAUGAUUCUGCCAGCUGACAUAUUAGACUGCAAAAGAGAUGUGUGCAGUGGCCCUCUGUAGAAGCAUGCAUAAGAAGACAACAGCUGGGAGGCAAAGAAAGCAUUUUAGUCUCCCGUGCUGGCACAUACACACAAGAGUCUUAGUGGAAGGAUUACCCUGUCAACACACUUUCAAUGAGCAUUGAUUUUAAUUUGGAAAUUUUAUAUAUAUUUUUAAUAGCAUGAAGAUUUACAUUUAUUGACAUUCAGUUUUACUGGUUUACAAAAGUUAAGGCUUUUCUCUCAUCAUUAGAAAAUCUCCUCUGGGGAAAGAAAAAUUCAGAUGUAUUCUUCAGUGCACGUGAAGAAUAAACAUUUUUAUGUCAUUUCAGUACCCUUUUCAAGCUUAAAAAUAAUCUUUCCUUUUGUGUAAGAGGAGUCUGCCCAUAGUAGGUUUUGACAGAUGAGGAGGGAAUAGAACACUGCAGCCCUGGAAACCACUGAGCAUUGUCAGUGAAAGAUAUAUUCAUAAGGUCUGGGGAGUGAUUAUAGCUCCUACUACUGGAAGUUUUCCAACUCUGAUAUUUUCUAGGUGGCUUCCUGUUACACUGUGAUUUAUUGGUAUCCUUUGAAUUAAUGCAGGACAUUUUUUCAGAAGUUAGUGCCUUUUUUUAAAAAUUCUUGUCAUAUUUAUAGCUAUUUUAACAAAUAUAUUUAAACAUUUCAAGUUUUUUGUAUUUAGAUUUUUUGCCUAAAUGUGCAUAGCCAUCUUCCCUUGCCAAUCACAAUGAAUUUUUUUUCCUUCUGAACUUUUGCACACUAAUUUUAUAUGUUUUUAAAAAAAUACCCGAACAUUUCGUACUAUUUAUAUUGAUAUAUAACAAAACAACGAAAGAAAUUCAGCUUCCAAGCUUUUAUAUCCUUGUGGGAAAUGCUCCUUUGCCAGAUAGACUUUUUACACAAAUAGAAGCUAAAUAGAUAACAAUUUUCUGGAACGGGAAAUCUCUUCAGCUAAAGCACCUGUCUGUGGUAACAUGGAAGCAUGAAGAGCACUGGUCUUCUAAACUAGAAGAUAUUUUGAUAUUCAGGGAUGUCUUGACGAUAUCAGUAUUACAUUUGCCUGAGACUCUCUCAAACAACCCAAUAUUCAAACUUGAAGUGGGAGAAGCAAGAGCGGAGGUUGAGCUGGCACCGUUAAUUUACUGCUUUGGUGCUACUCAAGAAGACAAAAGUCAUUUGCUCCAUAGGUAUUGACAUUCAAGUCAGUGGAACUGUGUUUGUAGAGAAAUAUCCUAAAGAGCCAACAGUCAGAAUAUGGAUGUAAAUCAGUGGGAAUUAAAAUACGUAUUUCAUUUUAUCCACGUAUUCUUAGCACUUAACAAUGCUUUUGAUAAAAAUAUGUACCUGCUUUUGAUUUAAAAAAAAUAAAAAGUACCUAUGGUUUC